Zychaea mexicana is the source of this 942-nucleotide messenger RNA. RefSeq names its product P-loop containing nucleoside triphosphate hydrolase protein. The record is from RefSeq and is a predicted model, not a curated record. The coding region runs from base 1 to 942 and encodes 313 amino acids. Gene Ontology annotation, cellular component: mitochondrion. The transcript has a single exon. Gene Ontology annotation, molecular function: GTPase activity; GTP binding. NCBI's taxonomy places the organism in Eukaryota, Fungi, Mucoromycota, Mucoromycetes, Mucorales, Lichtheimiaceae.
AUGGCCAAAGGUCUACGUGUCAUUUCCGAACGACUGAAUUCUGUUGAUCUCGUUGUUGAAGUACGCGACGCACGCAUUCCGGUCUCGUCCGUCAACCCCAACUUUGAGAAAGUCGUCGGUCGCAAAAAACGCCUGAUUGUCUACAACAAGGCCGAUCUGGCCGAUCCACUGACACAACGACCUGUUACACGUGCACUCGAACAACACAACCCCAACACGCCUGUGCUUUACACAAGCUGUCACAUACACAAAGACAUUCGGCCGAUUCUUCAAUACGCAGCUGCACUCGCCGAUCCCAUUCCUCAAGUCAAUUUGAUGGUUGUCGGCAUGCCCAACGUGGGGAAAUCUUCUUUGUUGAAUGCAUUGCGUCAUGUUGGAGUUGGUAAAGGCAAGGCGGCAGCCACGGGUAAUCAGCCUGGCGUAACACGUGCAGUUGUGGGCACCGUUAAAGUGUUGGAACACCCAGCCAUAUAUCUUAUUGACACGCCGGGCGUCAUGGUCCCGCACUUGGCGGACCCCGUGCGCAGUUUACGGGUCGCAUUGACAGGUGGCAUUCGUGAUCACCUGGCGGACGAACAAGUCAUGGCGGACUAUCUCCUCUACGAACUUAACAAACGACACCAGCACGAUGCAUACAUGUCGUAUUACAACAUGGCAGAGCCGACAAAUGACAUCAAUGUGUUGCUGGAAGCAGUUGCCAAGCGGAUCGGGGCAGUCGUCAAGGGCGGUGAACUCGACAUGACCAUGGCUAGCAAAUUUUUGUUGAAGCAAUACAGACAAGGCAAACUCGGACGAUACACUCUCGAUGACACGACUCCAGAGGCUUUGGAUGCCUUCUUUGAGCAGGUCAAGACGCCCGAGGUUGAACUAAGUCAUCGACAGGAGAAAAAACUGGCAAAGCUGGCCCAGCGGAAGGAGCAGCGACGCAAAAAGGAAGAUUGA